Molecule: messenger RNA, 1176 nt
Organism: Fonsecaea erecta
Lineage: Eukaryota; Fungi; Ascomycota; Eurotiomycetes; Chaetothyriales; Herpotrichiellaceae
Exons: 1
Coding region: 1-1176 (391 amino acids)
Cellular component (GO): mitochondrion
Molecular function (GO): proline dehydrogenase activity; FAD binding
Source: RefSeq, a predicted model, not a curated record
AUGACCUUCCUCGCUCACACAAAGUCGCCUCUCUUCAACCCCGACCGUAACCCCAUCCUUCACUCUCUCCUCAAACGCACCUUCUACGCCCAAUUCUGUGCCGGCGAAACUCCCUCGGAGGUCCAAAAAACAAUUGCAAAAUUGAAGGAGACCGGCUUCAAGGGUGUCAUAUUGGGCCACGCGAAAGAGGUGGUCCUCAGCAAGGAAGAGGCGGAUGGCCUGAAUGUGCCCAAGAAUGCGGCAGAACAAGCCCACAUUGAUGCAGAGGAAAUUGCAACGUGGAGGCAGAACACCAUUGACACGGUGGAUCUUGCCCAGCAGGGCGACUUUGUCGCGCUGAAAUUCACGGGGGCUGGACGGCAAGCGCUCCGACAUCUCCAGGCGACCAUUGCAUGUUCACCAGAGUUCGAGGAGGCUGUGCACGACAUCUGCAAGCGAGCUCAGGAGAAAGGAGUCAAACUUCUGUUUGACGCCGAGCAGGCAUCGUUGCAACAAGGCAUCGACAACUGGACAAUGUACUUUGCAAAAAGGUAUAACCGAGAACAGGCCUUGGUGUACGGCACCUACCAGGCCUAUGCCAGAAGAACUCCACAAAAUCUGGCACGCCAUCUUGAGCUAGCUCGAAGAGACGGCUUCGUCCUCGGCGUGAAACUGGUGCGAGGGGCCUAUAUGGGCAGUGAUCCCCGGGAGCUGUUCUGGCCCACCAUCGAGGAGACGCACAAUUGCUACAACGGUCUCGCGAGGAGCAUCCUGCAACAGCGAUACCAGGGCAUCCUGCAGCCCGUCGAGGGAGGAUCAACUGAAUUCCCGCGGGUGGCCCUCGUGCUCGCCACCCACAAUGCGGAAUCGGUGAGACUAGCCAGCGAACUUCGAGAUGAGCAAGCACGCACUGGUCAACCCCGGAUCGAACUGGCAUAUGGCCAGUUGAUGGGAAUGGCGGACAACGUCAGCUACGAGGUGGUACAACGGGCAAGGACCCGUCUAGCGUCGCACGACAGCAACGGCAGCGUGGAGGUUCCCAAAGCAUAUAAAUAUUUGGUUUGGGGCAAAAUGGGGGAAUGCAUGAAAUAUCUCCUCCGCCGCGCCCACGAAAAUCGAGAUGCCAUGACAAGAACAGUUGAAGCAAGGCGGGCAUUGGGCCGAGAGUUGGGCAUCAGAAUGGCGUUCUGGCGCUGA